CCCACUAAUAAUGACACAUUGUCUGAAGCCACACCGAGGCAAAGUGAACACCAGGAGCCCUCUGCUGUUCUGGCACUCAUCUGAGAGUCCACAGGAGAUGAAGCAGCAAAGAACAACAACAGGAUUACAACAGCCCACGUUGGUGUAACCUUCAUGAUCACCGAGCAGAAACAAAGUAGUAGUUUGUCCUGAGAAUGUCUCUGCAGUCUGUGGUGGCUCUGGCCUUGAUCCUGGACUUCCUGGGCACUUGGCAUGGUCUGACAGCCCCUCUAGGUGAGACAGAUGAUGAAGUGUUUGAUCUGGAAAACUAUGACCUAACCAGUGAGAUGGAGUGGGGAGGACUGGACAUCACGUUUAUGGAGACAGCUAUGGACUAUGAUGACUUCGACAAAAAGAUUGAGGUGGCUAACUUAACACCAGACAUCCCAUCACCAGCCAACCAGCGUACCGCUCAACACCACAAGAAGGAGGGAACCCUACCUCCAUCCCCUACCACUGUGAACUCUACGGGAGCAGGACUCUUUGGCCCUGAGACUGGUCUGGGUAUGCCUACUUGCCUACUGUGUGUGUGUAUUGCUGGGAGUGUGUACUGUGAUGACAUGGGCCUGGAUCAGAUCCCACUGCUGCCCAAAGACACCACCCAUUUCUAUGGUCGCUUCAACAAGAUCCGACAUGUCAAAAACACAGACUUCAUCAACCUCAAUAAGCUUCGGUCCAUUGAUUUAACAGGAAAUCAGAUCUCAGGAAUGGAUGAGGAUGUCUUUCACUCCCUGCCACAGCUCCAGGAGUUACUGCUAGCUAAUAACAACCUGCAGCUUAUACCAGAGCUGCCGAUCAGCAUGAAGCACAUCGAUCUACGUCACAACAGGCUGGUCAGCCGGGGGAUGCAUUCUGAGGGAUUCAAGGAUAUGAGUCAUCUGGAGUUCCUCUACCUGUCUAACAACCACCUGGAUUACAUCCCUACACCGCUUCCACUCAGCCUCAGAGUGCUGCAUUUGCAGUAUAACAACAUCCAGUCGCUACAUGAGGACACCUUCUGUAACCUCCACGAUCUCAGCUUCAUCCGCCAUAACCUGGAGGACAUUCGUCUAGAUGGCAACCCCCUGAACAUGAACCUGUUUCCUCAGGCCUAUGUCUGCCUGCCCCGUCUGCCUGUAGGGAGUAACUGAAAGCUGCUAGACACCAGAGUCCAGGCUCCAAGAAUAGAAAGUGCUUUACUGUAAUAUGUUGUGUGUGAAUAUUGUAAUUUUGGGGAUAACUAUAUGGGGUCUGACAGCUGUUUAAAAUCCUCAAAACUUUGCCAGAAUAUUCAACAUGUUUAAGACAAGAAUCUGCAAAAUUCUAAUUGGGUUACUGUAGAAGGUAUAUCAUUUAAAAUGUAAUGGGACCUUAUGUGGUUGUUUAUGGCUAGCAUUUAGCAACAUUUAACUGUUCAGUAUUUACACAGCAUCAUACACAUACUUUCUUUUAUAUUUGUAGACGAGCUUAGCUACUAAAUACACUGUCAACUGUUUCUCUAGUUUUGUUGGUUUACUAUAGUAGUAUACAGCAGUACAGGUAGUGCACAGUACAAUGAAUGUAUCAACAGUUUAUCAACUGAAAAAAAGAAAAUGAAAGACAUUAAAGAUAAUAGUUCUCUGAGGUUUCAUUCUUAAAAUUGACCCCUUGUCACAUUAUCUGCUUAUCUGCUGUUAGGAUACAAGCACUGAUUAGAUGAAGUUCUAAUUUUUGUUAUUGCAAUAAAUUGGAGAA
This is a messenger RNA of Acanthochromis polyacanthus (spiny chromis), 1752 nucleotides long. RefSeq names its product opticin (gene optc). The transcript is spliced from 7 exons. The coding region runs from base 195 to 1169 and encodes 324 amino acids. Gene Ontology annotation, molecular function: protein binding. The record is from RefSeq and is a predicted model, not a curated record. Lineage: Eukaryota; Metazoa; Chordata; Actinopteri; Pomacentridae.